CGAGCAUUGAGCAGUGAUGAAGGUGGUUCCUGGUUCUGGUGGUUGGCGGGGAGAUUGAUCUAACUUGACGGGUUUUUACUUCACUGGUUGCCCGUUUCGCGGGUUUCCCUUCUGUUAGCUCAUACAAUGGCACAGGAAGAGAUGGAAGUGGACAUUCCUAACCUUUUGGCUUUCACAGGCGGCCCACCGGCAGUGUUCCUCUCUGAGCAGCCUGGAAGUGCUUCCUAUAUUUUCUUGCCUCCUCCUGUUACUGACUCUGAUGACUCAAAUGAACUUUUUCCUCAACCUGAGGAGCAAAAUGAGAUUAUAGUUCUGGACACUGCUGAAGAAUCUCAGAUAUCCGUUACAGCUAAUGCUCUACAGAGGCUACAGGGAGCUCAAGAUCAGCUACGUCAAUCCACAAAUCGCCGGUCUACUCGUCCUCAACGUACACUAAGAAUAUCUACUAGACGACAGCAAAGAGGAGGUUCCCAACGCACAGCGGGAACCAGCUCACAUUCUGGAUUGAGCAGCUUCUUCCAAGCAAGCAGAACCCAGCGCCCAGCCUCAGUUGCAGUUUUAGGUAGGGGUAACGAAGUUUUGCAGGCAGAAACCAUAAGACUUCCUGUAGAGCUUGAGGGUGACAGCUCGGAUGACACAGUGGAACUAAGUGAUGAUGAAGAUGGGAGCGCCACAGAACCAUUAGAAGGAGAUGAGGAUACAAGACCUGCUGAACCUUCAGAACCAGCCUCUGAAGAAAUCAGCGUCAACCUUGCUGCGGUCGAGACUGAUGCUUCUAGAAACCCGAAUCCCUUGGAUGUUCCUGAUAUUGGCAAUGUACAACUUCCAGUACAACCCAAACCGAGAACACCAGCAAAGCCCCCAUCAUCCUUAGCUAAUCCUCCACCUGAAGAAGAUGAAGGAGAUACCUGUGCAAUAUGCUUUGAUUCCUUCACCAAUGCUGGUCAGCAUCGUGUGUCUGCAUUAAGAUGUGGCCAUAUUUUUGGUUACAACUGCAUUGAUCGGUGGCUCAAGGGUGGUGCUGCCAAGUGUCCACAGGUCUCUGCAAGGAGCUGCGGGGUUAAGAAGCUCAGUGCUGCCAAUAUGAAGAGCAGCCAGUAUGUUCCCAUUCACUCGAAGCAGAUCAGAGGUCUGGCAUUCAAUGACCGUUCUGAUGGUCUAUUGCUCUCUGCAGCUCUGGAUAACACUGUUAAGCUCACUAGCCUUCUUACUAAUACAGUUGUGCAGACAUACAAUGCAGGUCGGCCUGUCUGGAGCUGCUGUUGGUGCUCUGACAAUACCAAUUAUGUGUAUGCUGGUCUGAUAAAUGGCUCUGUGCUAGUUUAUGAUUUGAGAGACACCAGUGAGUGUGUGCGGGAAUUGGUACCACUCGGCAACAGGUGCCCUGUUGUAUCAUUAGCUUAUGUUCCUCGUGCUGCCUGUGAAGUCUUUCCAUGUGGUGGCGUUUUAGCUGGGACCCUGGAAGGUGCAUGCUUCUGGGAAAUGAAAGAUUCUCAGUAUCGGCCUCACCUUCUCCCGCUAGAGCCAGGAGGUUGCACUGACGUACAAAUGGAGAGCAGCACACGACACUGUCUUGUUACCUACCGACCUGGUAAGAAGGUGUAA
This is a messenger RNA of Bombina bombina (fire-bellied toad), 1605 nucleotides long. It is a transcript of the gene RFWD3, whose product is annotated as ring finger and WD repeat domain 3. Gene Ontology annotation, biological process: interstrand cross-link repair; double-strand break repair via homologous recombination; protein ubiquitination. NCBI's taxonomy places the organism in Eukaryota, Metazoa, Chordata, Amphibia, Anura, Bombinatoridae. Bases 127 to 1605 code for a protein of 492 amino acids. The transcript is spliced from 9 exons. The record is from RefSeq and is a predicted model, not a curated record. Gene Ontology annotation, molecular function: ubiquitin protein ligase activity; protein binding. Gene Ontology annotation, cellular component: site of double-strand break; nucleus.